Messenger RNA from Acanthopagrus latus (yellowfin seabream), 16571 nucleotides. Its product is annotated as golgin subfamily B member 1-like. Bases 163 to 14889 code for a protein of 4908 amino acids. Lineage: Eukaryota; Metazoa; Chordata; Actinopteri; Spariformes; Sparidae. The transcript is spliced from 30 exons. Gene Ontology annotation, cellular component: Golgi apparatus. The record is from RefSeq and is a predicted model, not a curated record.
UGCGCAGCUCUCCCCAGUUGUCUGUUGACAAACGUGACCAAUGCAUACCUCUGUCCCCUCGUCGCCAAGUGGAAUAAAAUGUAAUUUCGCAGGAUUUUGUCGACGUUGCGAGGUUUCAGGUGGAUUCUUCAUGAAGUUGUGAAUCCGGUCUAAGCUGAAACCAUGCUGAAAUGGUUUUCUGGCGAGGAGGGAGAGCCUGGUUCUGUAGGCCCAGGUUCUCCCCGUGCUGCUGCUGCUGCUGCAGGUGGAGAGAUGGCUGUAGAGGAAAUGGCAGAGCGGCUCAGCCAAACUGAGCAGCUGGUCGCUCAGCUGAAGGAGUUGAUCCGGGAGAAGGAUGCUGCACUUCGCUCCAAAGACGACCAAAUGAAGGUGGAAAAGGAGUCCUGUGAGGCCAAACUGUCAAAGCUGCGUCUGCAGAACAAGGCCAAGGUGACCUCGCUCAACACACAGCUGGAGGAGCUGAAGAAACAACAUGGAGGGCCGGGCACGCCGACACACGGCAAAAAGGGGUCAUCAGACGGAGGAGGAGAGCAAGCCAGCCGGGGCAAGAUCGUCGUGCUGAAGAAGAAGGUGGAGGAUCUCGAACAGCAGCUUGCACACAGAGUGGAGGAACUGGAGAAAAAGAGGAAGGAGGUUGAGUCACAGCGGCAGCGAGGCGAGGAAAUGGACGCCAUGCUGACAGAGAAGGACAAGAAGCUGGCAGAGAAAGAGGCCUAUAUUGUUCACCUGCAGACUGCGCUGGCAGGAGAUCAGCCCGUCACACCUGCACCACAACAGGUGACGGAGGAGGGAGGAGCGAUGCAGGAGCUGCAGCAGCUGGUGCAGAGUCUGACCAGGAAGGUGGGAGAGUCGGAGGAGCGCUUCAGUUUGCUGCAGGAGCAGGCCGACAGCCUCAAAGAGCUGCUGGUCACAGAGAAGGAGCAGUACAGUCAGAAGGAGACCAUGUACAAACAGAACAUCCAGACAUUCAAGGACAUCAUCAUUCAGAAGGAUAACCAGCUGAUGGAGGUUAACCAGGUGCACGAACAGGAGCUCUUCAAGUUAGCAGCAAAGUCUGAUGCCAGCGCCGACUUAGAACAGCUCCUGAAGGCUCUGAAACAGAAGCUUCAUGAGAAGGAGGAGGUGCUGCUGGGUAAAACUCAGGUCAUCGAUGUUCUCCAGGGAGAGGUGGAUGGCAGGGACCAACAGAUCAAGGAGCUGACGGAGCGACUGCGUCGGCUACAGGUGGAGCGAGAGAGCCUGGAAUCCAAGAUGGAGGCAGAGAAGCAUGUGAUGCGAGCGCAGCUUCGUGACCUGAUGGAAAAGCAGCGGGCGGAGGUGCAGCGAAUGACGGAGCAGCAUCAGGCACAGAUGGCCCAAACACAGCAGGAGCUCCUGGGGCAGCUGGAGGAGCUGAAGAAGGCUUCGGUGACAGCACCACCUGCCAGUCAGGAGGCCUCAGGAAGUGGAAACAUGCCUGUGGAUGCAGCCUCCAUCCAAAAGAUCACAGAGCUGGAAGCCCGAGUGAACCAAAGAACAGACGAAGCCAGCAGAUCUGAGGCCAAAUUCCUGAAAAUGAAAGCGUGGUCUAAAUCUCGGAUAAGACAGUUGGAAGAGGAGUUGAAGAAAAGCCAGGCUGGAGGUGCCCCCCCGGACCUGACGGCCCUGCGGAGUCACAUCACAGCACUGGAGGAGGAGAGAGAGGAGAACCUCUGGAAGGUUGAGCAAUACGAGGAGAUCAAAGCAAAGAACGAAAUGCUGGAGGCGAAGCUGGUGGUGUACGAGGAGCAGCAGAGGACACUACAAGCAGACCUGGAGCAGUUCACCAAGAGGGCUGCCUCUCAGGCGAGCGAGUCGGGCAGCGCUGACGACACUCAGAGCCAGGUGCUGGAGUGGCAGGAGAUGGUAGCCGACGCAGUCAGCGCCAGGGACCGAGCCAAGGAGGAGAAGGCUACCAUGGCGCUCCGCAUCAGCCACAUGGAGGAGGAAAGAGAGGGACUGAUUGAGGAUGACUGGUUCUUUCCUGGCUGCUCCGAUCCAGCACUGGUCAGUCGGCAGCAGGAGUUGGAGGAGGAGCUGGCUCAGUCUCGGGGGCUCGGUCAACACAGGGCCAAGAAGCUGGCAGCUCCAGCCCAGCGAAGCCUUCAGGAGGACUUUGAGUUCGAUGGGCAGGCCCCCUUCCAGGACCCGCGGAGCACGUCUGAGAGCACGACCCCGAUGGAGGGAGAGAACAUGGGAGGUUGGUGGCCCAAGUACAGUACUCCUGACACAGAUGGAUUGCGGUCCGUUGUGGAGGAGUUGGAGCUGGAGAGGAACCAGCUGCAGGAGCAGAUCCUGAGCCUGGAGGAGCGAUGUCAAGAUCUGGAGGAUCGGCUGCAGCUGCAGGCCCGCAUAGAGUCAUUACAGAAUGAGUCAGAGAAACUGCAGAGCCAACUUGCCAGCGUCAGAAGUCAGCAGAGCAGAGAUGCAGAGAAGCAUCAGCUGCUGGUCAGCAGUCUCAACGAACAGCUCAAAGGGCUGAGUAACACUCAGGAGUGCCUGGAGAGCUCGCUCAUCGAGAAGGAGAACACGUUGGCCAAGACGUCCGAGAAACUGGAGCUCAUCAGCAGCCUGCGAGAAUCUUUGAGCGAAAAAGAUUUUCAGUUGAAAGAAGUGUCCGACAAGCUCCUUCAGACUGAGCACAGCCUUGAGAAUGUUUCCAAGAAGUGCAGCAGCUCAGAGAAGCAGUGCUCUGAGAUGAAGACAGAAGUUGCCGACCUCACGCAGAAGCUGAAUGCGCUGAAGGAGAAGACACAAAAGCAGGAAGUCACCAUAGAAACUUUACAAUCUGAGCUCGAUCAGACGAACGAAGAGCUGGACAAACUAAACACCUCCUACCUGGAAGAACGAGCCCAACUCAUUCAUGACCUUCAAAGCUGUGAGCGGGAAAUUGACAGUCUUAAAGACAUCCUGUCAGAAAAGGACAAGGAGAUAUCAACCCUCUCUGGUAACAUGGCUGAAUACGCAGAACAGGUCACCGUGCUGAAGCAGGAGCUCAAACUCAAAGAAGAGAAUCUGGUCCAUGUAGAAAAUGCUCUGAGUAAGGCAGAGCGAGAGGCCAUGAUUAUCAGAGAGUCACAGAAUUCAGACCAGAACGCCCUGGAUAGCAAGAUCACAGAGCUGGUGGGGAACCUGAAGGAUACUGAGAUGGAGUUGGUCAAGGCCAAAGAGGAGAGAGAGUCUAAGGUGGCUGAGGUGGAGCUUCUGAUAAAACAUACCGAGGAGGACAAGAAAACAAUUCAGGACCUGCGAGGGGAGAUCCAGAAACAGAUUGUGAGCCAUCGUAACCACCUUUCUGAAUGCGAAUCACACAUCGGGUCUCUGAAGGAGCAGCUGACUGUAUCCAACCAAAAGCUUCAGGAGUCAGAAGGACUCGUUUCACAGCUCAAGGACAAAACCACCAGCAACGAGCAACUGCAGCAGCAGCUUAAUGACAAAGAGCAGACGUAUGAAACGGAACUCAAAUCUUUAAAGGAUGAACAGAACAAACUUCUGGCCCAGGUGGAAAAAUACAAUAAUGAAAUGCAGACGCUGUCCAAACAACUAGCGGAGCGAGUACAGAGUGAGGAGCUCGUCAAAAAGGAGGUGCAAGAGAAACUGGAAACUGUGGCAUCGCUGGAAAAACAGGCCGAGGACGAGAGGCAGAAUUUCAACACUGAGCUGAAAGCUCGGGAUUCAGAAAAUGAGAAACUGAGCAGUGAACUUCAGAGCAAAUCUGAAAACAUCUCCAAACUCAAGAAUGUUUUAAAAGGCGUGAAUGCUGAGAAGAAGCAGCUGCACGAAAAAUUGAAAGGGCUGAAUGAAGAGCUCGAGCUCCAGAAACAGAACGUAAAUCAACUUAGUGAAAAGGUGACGACUGCCCUCGAACUGAACGGCAGUCUGGAGAAUCAGGUACGACAACUUACAAAAGAGAAAGAGAGACUUGAAGUGGAACUAAAUGAGAGUGUCAAAACUGCCUCAGAAGUCGCAGUUGAAAAGGAGUCGCUGCAAGCAAAAAUAUCCAUGUUGGAAACACAGUUCUCACAAAACAACACAAUAAUUGAGAGGCUACAAAAAGAUAAGGAGGAACUGAGUGUAAGAGCUGACGAGGUGAACAGAGUUCUGGAGCAAAGCAAACACUCCAACUCGCAGAUUCUGCUGGAAAAGACAAAUGAAUGUAAUAAUCUCAACCAGUUACUCAGGGAGAAGGAGGAGACGGUGGCACGACUGCAGGAGCAAGUGCAGAGCUUGACUUCUGCAGCAGACCAGCUGCAGCGUGACAUGGCAGAAAGAGAGAAGACGGUCAGUGACCUCCGAGCACAAACAGAAGCCCAACAACACCAGCAGGCAGAACUUCAGGAAACACUGUCUCUGCUUCGAGAGCAGGAAUGCAGUCUGAAGUCUAGUUUAACUGAGAAGGAUUCAGUGUUGAGAGAGAACCAAAGUUUGCAGAACGAAGUUGCAGAGAAGGAAAUUAUUGUGUCCAAACUUCAGGCAGAAGCUGAAUCGCUGAAUGAAGAACUCUCAAAACUUCGCCAGCAAAUUGAAGAGAGAGAAGGAACGUUGAAAAAAGUGAAACAACAGUGUCAAAAACACAAAGACAAACUAAACGAUACAAACCAAACUGUUAAAUCUCUGAGUGAGCAAAUCAGUGUCAUGGAGGAAAAUGCCAGAAGGCUCGAGUCUGAAGCAGAGCUGAGAAAAACAGAGCUGGAUAACUUAAACCGCUCCAUCCAGGCAGCGACGGAGGAAAACCAGCAACUUCGUGCUGCUUGUGAAUCCAGAGAAAAGGAACUGGCUCAGCAGACACAGGUUCUCUCUGACCUCGACGGACGGCUGAAGGCCACAUUUGAGCAAAACUCAAGUUUGAGUGUGAAGAUCAGCAGCCUAACAGAAACUAAUCAGAGAUUACAGGAGGAGUUAACACAGAACAUCAAAUUAGUUUCUGAGCUAAUCACCGAGAGGAAUUCAGUCCAAGAACAAAACGUAGAGAUUCAGAAAACAAUCGACGGAUUAUUGAAGGAAAAGGAGACGCUGACUGCUGCAGCAGAUGAGUUAAAGAAGAUCCUCGAGGACAGCGAACUGUCAAACUCUGCAGGUUUGCUUGAGAAAACCAAUGAAUGUGCUAAUCUGUCAAAAACUUUAACGGAGAGAGAAGAACAACUUCAAAGUCUACGAGAGCAAGUUGAUGGUUUUGAAAAGCAAGUUAGUCAACUCAGCGCGUCCUUGAGUGAGAGAGAACAGACUGUGUCAGAACAGAGUUCACAGUUGGAAGCUCAGCAGAACCGACUGCUGCAGCUUCAGGAUACGGUCUCCAUGCUGCAGGAACAAGGAUCUGUCCUCAAGUCAGGGCUAAUUGAGAAAGACUCCCUGCUUCAGCAGAAAACAGAGGAAUGCAGCGUUUAUCAGAACGAAGUCACGAUACAGAAAACUCUCAUAUCGCAGAUGCAGAGUGAGGUACAGUCGCUCAGGCAGGAGCACUCAGAGGCGAAACAGCAGAUAGAGCAGAAAGAACAGACAUUAAAAGACGUAACAAAUGAGUUUCAACACCACAAAGACGAGCUGAACAAACGAAACGAAUCGGUGAUUUCACUCAGCAGUCAACUCGGCGCCAUGAAUGAGAAUGCUGCAGAGAUGGAGGCUGAAAUUACCAACCUGAGGACCGCUGUGGAGAAGCUCACGGCAGAAAACAGUCAGCUGACACAGGAGGGAGAGCGACGGAAGGCAGAGAUAAUUGAUUUUAACGAUAACAUUCAAGCACUGAACGAGCAGAAUGCAAAAUUGAAAUCUGAAUUACAGAAUAGAGUGACAGAGCUGUCCGAAGUGAAAGAAGAAGUCACACGUCUCAAAACAUCGUGCUCAGAGAAUGAGCAGCUUUAUCUGACCAUGCAACAGAAAGAUGACUCCCUGAAACAACAGGAAGCUUUAAUCCAGCAGCUCAACAGCAGGAUAGUGGAGCAGCAGGAGCAGCUGAAACUGAAGGCAGAUGACAACAUCAGUUUAAGUGCAAAAGUUUCAGAGCUUGAAGAUUCUGUCAGUAAACUCAGAGGUCAAGUUGACAGUCUCGCUUCAGAGUCAUCCGAACUGAAAAAUACUUUGGAGAAGAAAGACCAGGCGAGCCUUGAAUAUCAAAGUCAUUCUUCAGCUGCUGUUGAAAAUCUCAAUUCAAGUCUACAAGCCAAAGAGGCCGAAUGUGAGAGCUUGAAAGAGCAGAUUUCACACCUCGAGGAAUCGGUCACAAAGCUCGACAACACCCUCCAAGUGCAAAUAUCUGAAGUGGAAAAUCUGAGAAAGGCCUUGGAAGAAAAAGAAGCAGCUUUUUCAGACCAGUCGAAGUCUCUGCAGGAUAUUCAGAGGAGAGCGGAUGAGGCUCUGCUCUUCAAAUCUCAGUUCACGGAAAGCACAGAGUUGGUGUCACAGCUACAGAGUCAAAUUCAGUUACUGUCCGCUGAGUCCGAAAACCUCAAGAAGUCAGCAGAGGAAACACAAAGUGCCUUCAGCAACCUGCAAGAGAAGUACGCUGCUAACUUAGAGGAGUUGCAAGAUGUGAGAAAACAACUGUCCCAAAGGUCUGAUGAGGUUUCCAAACUUCAGACGUUACUGGAAGAUACCAAUAAGGAACAUCAGGCAGCAAAGACGACCAUAGAAACACUGAGAAAUGAAUUAUCUACGAUCCAUCUCAAACUAGAGGAAACAGCAGACCUGAACUCCAGUCUGUCAAAAGAGAAAGACGAAGCUUUUGCCUCACAUGAACAGAGCGUGUCGCUGCUGACUGUUGAAAUAGAAAGACUCAAAUCACAACAUCUCCACGUUGUGGCACAAAUGAAUGCGCUGACAGAAAACCUGGAGCAGAGGGAAAUGGCUCUCCAUGCAAUCAACAAUCAGUACACAUCUCAGGCCAAACACACGACUCAGCUGGUUUCAGAAAUGCAAAGACUAGAGGAGCAGAAUAAGAAACUGAACGAGGAGAUGAGUCUGUCAAAGGAAGAGCACCAGAAGCUUCUGACAGCUGUUAGAAAGGAAAACACACAUAGCCUGCAAGCAAAGGUUAGUGCCCAAGACGAGGAACUUUCUCGAUUAAAAGAAAACAUUCAAAAGAUAGAACAAAUUCUGCAGGACUCUGAGAGGGAGUGGCUGUUAGUUCUGGAUAGAGAAAAACAGGAUAAGAAUCUACUUGCUGAACAGUUACAAAGUGUAGAGAAUGAGAUGAAGUCUAAAGAUGUUAAAGUUAAUGCUCUGAAGCAAGACUUGGACAGUUUGCAGGAGAAACUAGCAGAGGCCUCGUCUGCAGUCAGACAGGGCUCAGAUCAGCUGAGCGCAAAAGAGUCGGAGGCGUCAGCAUCCAGGAUUCAACUUGAGAAGGUGUUAGCAUCUGUUCAGGAAAAGGAUCGUGACAACAUGAAACUGCAACAGGCUCUUAAAGCUGCAGAACAUGAGCUACAAAAUCUUUUAGCAUCACAAACCACAUCUGAGAGAUCAGCUGCUGUAAACAUAGAGAAAGCAUCUUUACAGGACAUGAUUAAACUAUUACAAGAAGGUCAUCGGUCUCAGGUAGAUGCUUUGAAAAAUGAGUUGGAUACAACCGUCACACAGUUACAAAGAACACAAAAAACACUCAGUGAAAGCGAGAGGACGAAUGAGGAGAGGAGUCAACAAGUUGUUCUUUUGCAAGAGAUGGUGGAGCAGCUCCACACUCAGCUGAAAGAAGCUACUGUCAAACACUCGUCUGCAAACAGUGAAUCACAAGCUAAAGAUGAACAAAUCAACUGCAUGAGCAUUCAGAUAAGUCAGCAGAAGGAAUUACUGGCUGGACUGAGUCAGCAGCUGAGGGAUAAAGAUGCGUCCAUCGCCCAAGUCAUGGAGGCCGCCUCGAACGAAAGAAUGAAACUCGGCGAGGAAAAAACAUCUUUACAAGCGCAAUUAGAAAGUUUGGAGCAAGAACACAAAACCUCCUUUAAGAGGCUUGAAGAGAUUUCUCAGCAGUUACAAGAACAAAUUUCACAAUCUCAACAUGACAUUGAGACGAUGAACUCAGAGAAGGUUGAGCUGAUUAAAGAAAACGACGCUAUGAAGAGCGAACUAGCCAAUCUGUCCAAAGAAAAAGACGCUGCGAAGAAGAAGCUUCAAGCGGCUCUCAUUGUUAGAAAGGAUCUGUUGAAAAGACUUGAACAAUAUGAAAACCAAAAAGAAGAGAGUGUGAAUAUUAAAACUGAGGUUUCUCUUCUACAGGAUCAGUUACAGGAAGUGACAAAUCAAGCUCAGACUGCCGCAAAAACGUAUGAGGAGAACGUUUCUCUUCUUGAAAAGAAAGUUAUUGAUCACAAAACAGAAAGUCAAAGACUUGAGGAACAGCUGCAGUCAGAAAAACAUGUUUUUGAAGCCACGCUAAACGAGAAGGAAGCGCGUUUGUCAGAAACUUUGCAGACACUGAGUGAGAAAAUCUUCCUGAUGGAGCAGCUGCAGUCCAGCGCCGCUGACAAAGACGAAGCAUUCGAGCGGGAGAAAAACAGCUGGAUGCAGAAGUUAGAUGAACUUCACAAUGAAAUCCAGACAUGUAAAGAUGAGCUGAAGGACAAAUCUUCAUCCUCUGCUGUUGCUGUCGAUUUGGAAAAUGAGCUUGCGCAGCUAAAGCACGAAAAGGCGAUGCUGCAGAAAAAGGCCCAGGCUGCUUUGCUGGCACGCAAGGAGACGAUGAAGAAAGCUCAAGAAAAUGAAAGGAAAUUAACUCAGGAACUUGCUGAACUGAAAGACGACUACAAGGCUCUUCUGGAGCAACGCUGUCAGCAGACGAACGAGCUGAACGCUGUCCAGUUAAACUUUGACGAGAAGUUCAGAGAGCUGGAGGACCUCCGUAAAACCUCUUUGUCCAAUCUGGAUGAACUGGACACUUUAAGACAGCUUGUUGAGGAGAGGGAUAAAACUCUGAGAGAUCUGAAGAUGUCUCUGGCUGAGAAGGAGAGUCAGUGCCACUCGCUGUCAAACUUGCAGACAGAACUAGAAAACAUUCAAUCCAAACUCGAGAGCAUGUCUCUUGAGAUGGCAGGUAAAGAUGAGGCUCUGGUAGUCGCAGAGCAAAGAGCAGAAGCUUUGAAAUCCAAACUUCAUGUGAUGGAGAAAGACUUAGAGAAAGCUCAUGCAGACGUAAAAGAGAAAACAGAAGAAGUUGAGAAAUAUCAGGAAACAAUUAAAGCUGCUGAACUUAAGACCCAACAGGAGAAACAAGCUUUAUAUGAUGAACAACUCGCCUUGGAGACUCAGCUGAGAAACUCUGAGUCUGCGCUGGAAGGACAAAUGCAAGCAAAUAAAGAAAAAUGUAAAGUUUUGAUGGAAGAAAACGAGACACUUCUGGCACAGAGUAAUCAAAUGAAACAGGAGCUCGAGACAACAGCUGGUUUAGUUGCACAAAAGUCUUCAGAAGUUUCAACCAUCCAAAAGACGUUAGCAGAAACACGGCAGCAGCUCAGUGACGACAAAGAUGUUCUGACCGAGGAGCUUGAAAAGGUAAAACUGCAUUGUGCUGAAAAAGAGACAAAUUUGAAUUUGUUAAUUAGAGAAAAAGAAAAUGCUUUCAGAUUAGUCGAUGAGCUCAGAGACGAGGUGACGACGCUGAAAGAGCAGCUGGAUGCGUCCGGGAGAGUAAAGAUGGAAGAUGUAAACAAAGAAGAUGUGUGUUCGUCUCGCAAAUGUGCUGAAAACUUUGAAUUGAAACUAAAAGAGAGAAAUGAUGCAUUGUUAGUGUCUCAGGCUCAAAUUUCAGAGAAAGAAGAAUUGAUUGCUGCACUUGAACUGCAAUUACAGCGGCAAAUUAAAACACAUGAAACCGCCCUCGAGAGGAUGAGAACCGAGGCUGUCGAGCUUCAGAAAUCUCAAGAAGACGGCGCCAAAGUGAACGAUCAGGACAGCCAGAACAAAAUUUCUCUCCUAACCAGGAAACUUCAAGCAGCUUUAGUUUCUAGGAAAGAACUGCUGAAGGAAAAUGCAGCUCUGAAGGAAGAAGUGGAAAAACUGUCGGCCAAAUACGAAGUUACAGCAGCCGAGUUCCAGGAGCUGGAGCAACACAAUGUGGACCUGGAAAGCUCCGUGUCAUCUCUGCACAAGGAGAAGGACGAUCUCAGCACCAGGGUUGACGGCCUCCUCAACGAUAACCGCAGCCUAUCAGCAGCCUGUGACAGCUUGAAACACACCAUAGAAAACAUCACCCAGCAGAAGAAGGCGUUCUCCUGCCAGCUCGAGUCUCUUAAGGACUCUCAAACGGACGAGCUGUCCAAGUGGAAGUCGAAGCACGCUGAGCUGAAACAAGAGUACGAGUCUCUCCUACAAGCUUAUGAAAAUGUGAGCAGCGAAAUGGACAAGAUGAGACAGCUUCUGGAGGGGGCCAAGCGAGACCGACAGGAAGCCCUCAGAAAGAUCCACAAACACGAGACGAAGAUGGAGACUCUGGAGAAGCAUGCUCAAGAGGUGGAGGAAGAAAACGGAAGAAUUAAAGAGAGGAUGCACGAAUUAUCUGAAGAGAGACAACAGAAGAUUGAGGAGCUGGAGGACGAGAAUCAGAAAACUAGAAAAGAGCUUGUUGAGCUCGAAGAAAAGCACAAAAAGACGAUGAGCGAACUGAGUGAUAGAAAUCAACAACUGGAGGAGGAGAUUUGCAAACUCAAAGGUUCAUCGGAGGAGCUCAGAGAGAAACUGACUGAACUACAGGCUGAAAAUAACCAACUGGCAGAGAAGCUUGAAGAAUCAAGCUGUUCGGUGGAAAAGAAGCACUUGGAAUCAAAUACAUACACAGACAACAUGCAGCUUAAACUGGACGAAGCACUGAGUUUGAAUAAUUCACUGACGGCGCAGAUCGAGGCCCAGAAGACAGAACUCGGUGCUCAAUUGGAAAUUAGCAACUUGUUACAGAAGGAGAAGCAAAACCUUUCUGAAAGAUUUGAGAAGAUACAGAAUGAUCACGAAUCGCAGCUGGGAAAGAAAGACGACGUCAUUAAAGAGCUCAAAGACAUCAUCAACAGACACAGCCAGGAGACGAUCAGCCUGAACGAGAAGGUGAGGAUCCUGGAGGACGACAAGUCUCUUCUGCAGGAGGAGCUCGAAAAUGUUCAAGAGACUUCAGACAAAGUAAAAAAUGAAAAUGAAUAUUUGGAGACGGUGAUCCUCAAAAACUCUGAAAAGAUCGACGAGCUGACCGAGUCCCUCACUGUUCUGCAAACCCGAAACACGCAGCUGUCAUCUCAGCUGGCCAACAGUAAAGAGACGAGCGACCAAGUUCGUCUAGAGAAAGAGCAGGAGCAGCUCAAAUUAGUCCGAGAGUUUGAGGAGAAACUCAAGACGGUUCAGAGAGGCAACGAGGGCUCCAAGAACGUGAAGAAAGAACUGCAAGAGCUCCUCAAAGAAAAGCACCAGGAGAUAAAUCAGCUGCAGCAGAACUGCAUCAAAUACCAGGAAGUGAUUUUAGAUCUGGAGAGCUCUUUGAAGACGUCGCGGUCAGCUGUGGAACACUUGGAGAGAGAAGUGGAGAAAAGCUCGGAGAAAAUAUCAGCCGUAGUGGAGAGAAGUAACCAAGUUGACGCUGAGCUGAUGACCCACAAGAAUCUCCUCCAGCAGGCCACAGAAAAGAUUGUGAGUGUCGAGUCUGAACGAGACCAGCUGGCUCUCGACUUGUCACAAAGACAGAAGUUAGAAGAACAGGAGAAAAUAACUAAAUCACAACAAAGUAUAGAUGAGAAACAAUUCAAUGCUUAUAUGGAGAAUCAGUUUGUGUUGCAGCAACAGAUAGAAGAGCUGAGAGGCUUAAAAGAUCAAGAAAGUCAAAAUGUGACUGAGCUGAGGCAGCAGCUCGACUCCCAAGAUCUGCAGAUCAGCACUCUGAAACGAGCAGCUGAGACUUCGGAGGCCAAGCUGGCGGCUUUAUCUGCCACUCCUCAAGGUGCAGGUGCUAAUAAACUCUGGAACAGUUUGUUCCAGAAGACGUUACACGAGAAGGAUAACCAGCUCCUCGAACAGGGUUUUGUGAUCAAACGAUUCCUGGAAGACAUCAGAGUGAAAGACAAAGAGGUGAAUGAACUGCGAGUGACCAAGUCGAGACUGGAGAGGACACUGAAUGAAUACUCUGUGGCUGCUGCAGCUCAGCAGAGGCAGAUGUUCGUCAUGAGCGCGAGCAACGCCGAACUUACCGAGACUGUGGAGCUUAUGACUGUGCAGAUAAAGGAGCUUAGUGCUCACGUUGAAAGAAUAGAACAAAAUAAAAACGCUGUGAACCGACAGCUUGCUGACAAAGAAGAUCUGAUCUCCCAAUUGCAGCUAAAUCUUCAGCAAAUAGAGAAGAUAAAUGCAGACUCUGAAGCUCAGCUGCUGCAUUUACAGGCUGUAAGUGACAAACUUCGGGCCGACUUUGAGAAGCAGGAGGGAAUCUCUCUGCAACUGAAAGCACUCCUCCAGAGCAAAGAUGCUGAGAUCUCCUCUUUACUGUCCUGCAGAGACGGACAGAUGUCAGGAUAUCUGGAACAACUCCAGGCUAAUUAUCGCUCCCAGGCGGCGGUGUAUGAGGACAGGUUAGCCUCGUCACGCUACCAAAGAGAAAAGGCUGACAAAGAGCUGAGAGCGCUCGAAGCCAAGGUCAAAAGUCUGCAAAUUAAAGUUAACAGGUCAACACAGGAAAAGGAGCAGAUGGCCGCUAAGAUGGAGUCGUUCAAGAACUCGAUGGUGUCUUUACAGAGUGAACGCGAGCGUCUGAUGUCAGAAUACAGAAUACUUGAAGCGAAGAGUCAGUUGGGGUUGACAGGUAAAGAGGGCGGUCCUGACGGGGAAGGUGGUGCCGCCAAAGGCCUCAAACAUGAAAUAAGGAAGUUGUUGCAUCAAAUGGAUGAUCUUAACUCUGAGAACGCGAUGCUCAGGGCGCAGCUGGUUCGCUACAGAGAAGAUUUGAAUCAGGUUUUAUCGCUGAAAGACAACCAGCUGAAGGUGCUGCUGAAGAAGCAGCAGGACGUGAUCAAAACCCUUGAAAACCAAAAGGCCGCAGCUGAGAAGCAGCAGAGAGAGUCUCGGUUGGAGCUCCAAAGGGAAGAAGAGGCGAGCAAUACUUUAAAAGCAGAGAUUUCUAAACUCAGAGCUCAGGUGUCAACACAGGAAGCUGAUAUAUUAACCCUGAAAAAGGAGAGAGCCGCUACGAGUGAAGGCAGAGUGAUUGCUGAUUUGCAGGAAGCUGUCGCAGCCAAAGCAGCUGAAUGUAAUGACCUCCAGCAAAAGCUUCUCUCUCAGAAAACCCUGACUGAUGAGCUCAAGGAAAAAAUGCAGCUGGUGGAAACUGAGACAAACAAAAAGCUGGGCGAGGCUGAGGACAAAUACAACAGUGAGCUGGACGCCUUCGAGCGCGAGGUGGAGCUGAUGAGGAACGAGCGGGAGACGGCUGAUCAGCGGGUGGCGGAGCUCGCUCAAGACCAACUGGACGUGGAGCAACAGUUAUCAGAAGCCAAAACACAAAGCAAAGACCUGAGAGCUCAAAAUGAGUCCCUGUGCAAAGCCAUGGCUGCUUUGCAGAACGACCGAGACCAGCUCAUCGAAGACUUCAAGACCCUGAGAAACAGAUACGAUGAGGAACUCAGAGAGACUCAGGCAGCGCUCAACAAGGUGGAGCGCAGUCUGCAGGAUGCCACCUCGGACUUGGCGAUGUUCGCCAAGGAGAGGGACGUCCUCGUUCACAAGUUAAAAGCUUUAGAGAGCAAAGACGUGCCCACAGAGCUGAACAAGCUGUUGGACGAGCUGUCGAAGGCUUUGUCAGAGAAGGAAAGGGAACUGAAGCAGGUCGUCCAGGAAAACAGCACAUACAGCAGGCAGCUAUCAGCGUUCUCCAGAUCCAUGGCCAGCCUCCAAAAUGAUCGUGACAGGUUGAUGGACGAGUUGAGCGGCGCCAAAAGAGCGGUUGAGUCCAGGCAGGAGUCCAGCCCAGAGAGUGUCACGGCCGUGAGUGUGGAAAAAUCAAAAGGAAGUGGCGUCAGUGCCCUCCAGAAUGAGAGCGAUGGGCCGGAGAGUCAGAAGAUGGAAACAGCAAAGAAGAUGCAAACUUACGGAGCGCCACCUGAGAGAGAAAUCAGCAGCCACCAGGAGGAAACCACAGAGCUGAGUAGGUCUGACACAGAGAGGAAGGACACACUGCCGGUCAGGGAAUCAGUCGUCCUGGCGGGUCAGAGUGGAGCGGAGGAGGCGGUGAGUCGUCUGGAGGUGGAGAGGAUGCAGCUCCACAGAGACCUGCAGCGCUGCAUGUACGAGAUCCAACAGCGAGACCACUACCUCCACCAGCUCAGCAGCAAGUUCCAGCAGGUCACGGAGGAGAAAGGUUCUGUUGCAGCCCAGCUGAGGGCCGUUUCUCAAACCCUGAGGGACACUCAGAACCGCUGCCACUGGCUGGAAGGACAAGUCCAAGGCCAGGCUCAGGGGUCAGUCUACGCUGAGGUUGCACCUGGAGCUCCCCAGGAGAGGAGCAGCGACUCCAUCACCACUGAGACGGCUGAAGUCGGUCAGCUCAGAGAGAGGCUGCUUGAGCUGGAACAGAGUCUGGCCGAGGAGAGAGCGAGGAGAGAGACGACGGAGGAGGCUCUGCGUCUGUCUGAGGACAGAGCAAAGAGCCUUGGUUCUGGUCUGUCCAGAGACAGCCCGAGAGACUUCAGCAUCGAGAUGGAGACAGAGGAGGAGUGGGAAGCUCUCAGUCUGAACCCAAACCAGCCUCUAAUAACACGAAAGGUGAAAGGCGGCAUGGUGGCGUGCCGGCGGUGGCUCAGAGGGCGGAGCCUCUACUUCUCCAGGCUGCUGACGAGUCGCGCCCGCUCUCGAUAUUUCUUCCUGGCGUACUUACUCACAAUACAUGUGCUUGUCCUCAUGUGCCUCACCGGUGCUCUGUAGCACCAGAACACAGCAGGUUCAUCUUCUGUCUGUGUGUAAAGCAUGACAACACUGAAGCUGGACGCAGGUACACAGGUCCUGUACACCUGCCAGGCUGAUGUCAUCACGUUCUGUUAGCUAGAUAGAUGCUAACAACAGCUAGACGGUUCACAUGUUAAAGGGUCAGUUCACCCAAAAAUGAAAACAUCCUCCCUCCCCUCACGAUGAUGUAAACUCAGUGAAGUGUCGUCGUCCACAGAACAGUUCUGGAGCUUCAGCAUUCUGCUAAACAACUGAAAUAUUCUGUGGACUACAACACUUCACUUGACUUUGUAUCAUCAGGAGGAGGAGUGGACGACUGGAACUUCAUCUUUGGGUGAACUGUUCAUUCAGAUGGAAUCCUCUACAAGAUGUAAGAGACUGAACACACAGAAAUUCACUUAUUGUUUUUCUUUAAGUGUUUAAAUGUAAAUCACGCCUUAAAGCAUGAUGCUCCACGUCUUUCUCGCUGUUGUUUCUCAGUAGUCGCUGGUGGAUUCCUUAAUAAUUUCGGCGUGUUGCCAACGGUUCGUUGUUCUGAGAUCCAAAACAGAAAGCAGGCGAGGAGUGAGACUUGAUGUUUGACAGAAAUCCUCAAGCUGAGUUUAAGACGGAAGGACUUGAACUUGGAUGUAACUCUUAUAAAAAAGCCUAAGAAGGUUCAGAAAGCCAUAUCCAUUCUGAGUUAACACUACUGUAUAAAUCUUGUUUUUGAAUCUCCCUGAGCUGAGGAGAACAGGAACAAACAUGCAAACGUCCCGUCUGUCAGAACCUGUUUGCUUCACAUCUACAUCGCAACUAUCAGCACCAGCUGCUGCUUUCCUGCCUGCCUGGUUUCAUAACUUGCACAUAAUCGUGAUGCUGAGUUAAAACUAUGCACUGAAACUCCAAAUGUGUAUAUAAUCAUCUCAUAUAAGCUCAGAAGCACUACACCUCUCCCACUCCCUCCUGUUCCCUUUAACUGUAAAGCCAAAGGUGUUUGGAUUCUCACCUCGGCAGUUUGAAUAAGUGCUCUCAUGCCCGUUAAACAAAGUGGGAGACGACGAUUUCACAAUAUCCGAAAGUUUGAAUCCGGUCUCACAGUUUGCCAUUGAAAAUGGACUGCAAAAAGAAGCAGAGUAUAUGAAAGUACAUUCUGUACGUAUUUAUGGGUUUCUGUAUUUAUGUGUGCAUCCUCAGAAAGUGUGCUGCACAGUAUCUGUCACAGACUGUAUGUAUGUAUAUAUACACAUUUCUAUCUUCUCUGCCUGUACAUUUCUUCUUGAUUGUUUAGAGUUCGAAAAAUGUGACGGAAAAGAGCCGGGUGAAGAUCUGUGACUCUUCUGAAGACAGAAGAAAAGGUGUAAAAGAUGCUCUCCGGCUUGUUUAUUGAUAUUUUGUAGAAAUCUAUACGGCUGCUGGUGAGUUUGUGGGACGCUGUAAUAAUGAUCUGUACAUAAAAGUGUGAUUGAUGGACGAAACGAUGAACUGAAUCUAUUUAUGAAAAAAGGUAAACUACUGAAAAAUGUUGGCAUAUUUUCUCUACUGCCACUGUUUUUAAGAGAUAGUGACGCUGUCGCCUUUUGAUGACAUCAGGCUGAACUCGGUGCAAUAACUGUGUCAGAGGUGAACUUUCUCAGCCGUUACCAUCUGCAGAGACAUUUAAUAAAGCUUGUUGGACUUUU